AUGACCGACGCGGGGGUGGGCGGCCGCUCUGACCGGUGGAUGUGCCCCAGCGACAGGACCAUGUCUCUCCGUGCCAGGCUCCCCGCUGGCUGGGCGGCGCGGGGCGGCCAGCCCGACCGGCAGCGCAAGAGCGAGGAGCUGACGGACGAGGAGAAGGAAAUCAUCAACCGAGUCAUCGCCCGGGCCGAGAAGAUGGAGGAGAUGGAGCAGGAGCGCAUCGGGCGACUCAUGACCCGGCUGGAGGACAUGCGCCGGAGCGUGCUGGGGGACGGGGUGAACCGCUGCAUCCUCUGCGGGGAGCAGCUGGGGCCGCGGGGAUCUGCCUGUGUCGUCUGUGAGGACUGCAAGAAGAACGUCUGCACCAAGUGCGGGGUGGAGACCACCAACAGCCGGCCCCACGCCAUCUGGCUCUGCAAGAUCUGCAGCGAGCAGCGGGAGGUGUGGAAGCGCUCCGGUGCCUGGUUCUUCAAGGGUUUGCCCAAGCAA
This is a messenger RNA of Leptosomus discolor (cuckoo roller), 486 nucleotides long. Lineage: Eukaryota; Metazoa; Chordata; Aves; Leptosomiformes; Leptosomidae. The record is from RefSeq and is a predicted model, not a curated record.